This is a messenger RNA of Dioscorea cayenensis subsp. rotundata (Guinea yam), 653 nucleotides long. RefSeq lists its product as uncharacterized. Lineage: Eukaryota; Viridiplantae; Streptophyta; Magnoliopsida; Dioscoreales; Dioscoreaceae. The transcript is spliced from 3 exons. The coding region runs from base 69 to 653 and encodes 194 amino acids. The record is from RefSeq and is a predicted model, not a curated record.
AAUAUAUUCUUUAUUAUAAAUGUAAUUAUCAUGGUAUCUUACAUAUGUAAUUUAAUGUUCAUGUUAUUAUGCAGAAAUCAGAACAGGUUGGGGUUUCCUCGAGAAAGCAACAAAAGUACACACACACUUCUGGUUCAAAAAGUUUCGCGAGAAAAGAAAAGGAAAUGGAACUCAGAAGUGGAAAGAAAAUAGGACGUUUCGAGUUUUUCAAAGCAACCCACACUAAAAAAGAUGGUUCAUAUUUGAAUAAAGAGACAGAAGAGAUUAUGGAAAAGGCAAAUGAAAAACUAUCUGAAUAUCAAUCAAUCGAUGGGGAUGAGGGAAUGGUUGAAACAGAAAUUUUGACUCAAGUGAUUGGAAAAGAGCGACAUGGCCGAGUAAGAGGGCUUGGAUUGGGUCCUACACCAACUUCAUAUUACGGCCAUUCAGAUAGUCGUCGUCUCACAACAUGUAGUGGUCAUUCAUCUGAGUGCAUAGAAUUUCGCCAACAGAUGAAUGAAAAGUUCCAGAAGAUGGAAGAUGAGCUUGGGCAAGAACGUGCUAAUUACAACGCUCUUUAUACUUUCUUGCAACAACAAUUCCCGGGGAGCGACUAUUCCCACGCCUACCAUAGGUGGAUCGUCUUCUCAAUCGCGAGUAUUUCAAACUUCUAA